This is a messenger RNA of Dioszegia hungarica, 654 nucleotides long. RefSeq lists its product as uncharacterized. The transcript has 11 exons. The record is from RefSeq and is a predicted model, not a curated record. The coding region runs from base 1 to 654 and encodes 217 amino acids. NCBI's taxonomy places the organism in Eukaryota, Fungi, Basidiomycota, Tremellomycetes, Tremellales, Bulleribasidiaceae.
AUGGCGGAAGCCAAAGCAUCCUGGUACGGCGAGGCGACGUUCCGCAAGCUCUUGCUGCUGGUCGCCCAGAUCUGGACAUGGGUCACGAUCGGCACGCACGUCAUGAUGAUGGUGCUGUGGGUCAUGGUCUUCGUCCAGAACAUUGACGUCUUCAAGAAGGUCAACGAUCGAUACAUCGGAAACGAUCAUAACCGCUACGAUGCCCUCGAUGGCAAUAUCGGAUCUGGAUACGUCGCCAAUACCAACAUGCCGAAACAGCUUGGGGGUGCUGUGUAUGUAUUCGGUAUACCAUUCUUUGCCUCAAUGUUCGCCAUCUCCAUGUGGGGUUUCAUCCUCAUCGCUGCCGCCGCGGAUGUCGCGUGGAGGUGGCCAAGCGUACAGCGCUUCCUACUGAUGUGGCACACGCCCGGACUUUGGUCGAACAAGAACCUUGACGAGCUGGACUACUACUUCAUCUUUGCCAAUUGCUUCCUCAAACUGUUCAUCGUCGUGGCCACCGGCUCCACCUCAUGGCGCGGUCUCUAUCCCAACAAUCCUCAGAUCGAUACCGAGGUCUACUGCCUGUACGCUACCUUCAUCUACCUUGUCAACAUUCUCGCCAACAUUGCUGCUGCUGUCCAGUUACGGCUUGGCUGGAACUCGUGCCGCAGGUGA